Molecule: messenger RNA, 5635 nt
Organism: Gorilla gorilla gorilla (western lowland gorilla)
Lineage: Eukaryota; Metazoa; Chordata; Mammalia; Primates; Hominidae
Gene: KLHL7
Product: kelch like family member 7
Exons: 11
Coding region: 2752-4512 (586 amino acids)
Biological process (GO): protein ubiquitination
Cellular component (GO): Cul3-RING ubiquitin ligase complex
Molecular function (GO): protein binding
Source: RefSeq, a predicted model, not a curated record
ACUUCAUUGUUGUCUUAUUUUAAGAAAUUGCCAUAGCCAUUCCCAACAUUCAGAAACUACCAUUCUGAUCAGUCAGCAACCUGACCCUGAUCAGUCAGCACCUAUCAACAUUGAGGCAAGACCUUCCACAAGCAAAAUGACUGUGAAUCUAGUGGGCAUGGUGAUGUGGGCCUGUAGUCCCAGCUCCUCAGGAGGCUGAAGCAGGAGGACUGCUUGACCCCGGGAGUUUGAGGCUGUAGUGUAGUAUGAUCACAUCUGUGAAUAGCCACUGUACUCAAUCCUGGAGAACACAGCAAGACUCCAUCUCUUAAAAAAAUAGAAAUAAAAAUAAAAAUAAAUUUAAAACUUGCAACUUGCAAAGGCUUAGAUGAUCAUUAGCAACUUUUUGGCAACAGAGCACUUUUUAGUUAAGGUAUGUGCAUUGCUUUUGCAGACAUAAUAUUAUUGCACACUUAAUAGACCACAGUAUAGUGUAAACAUAACUUGCAUAUGUUUUGGGAAACCAAAAAAUUUGUGUGACUCACUUUACUGCGAUAUUUACUUUAUGUGGUGGUCUGGAACAGAACCCAAAAUAUCUCUGAAGUAUGUGUGUAUUAUUAACUCAGUAAAGUAAUUUUAAGUGUCUUGUGCUGGCACCCCUCUAAGCAUUUUUAUAAACCUUACGCCAGUUCCAUGUGGUAGGUUCUACUUUCACAGAUAAGGAGACUGAGGCAUAACAGAAGUUAAGCAAUUUGCCCAAAGUUGCACAACUAGAAAGUUGAGAUGUUUGACUUUGCAUCCAGGCAAAGUCUCAUGCUUAAUCCCUGUACUAUAUAAUCUCUGUGGCCUCUUUGAGCUCUGAAUCCUAUGGCUCUUCCAUGAACUUUGAUGUUUUAUAUUCAGCAAUAUGUAAAAAGACUGUUCUAACAUCAAGCACUAAGGAUGCUGUUCCUCGUUUCUUUUUUGCCUUAUUACAGGACAGCAUUCUUUUUCAUCACUUACAUUUCUGCCUUUGAAUCACGGAUCCUUCAUCUCCCAAGGCCUUAGAGUUAGAAGACAGAUUUCUACUUCUUUUCAAUUAAAAAAAAAGAAAAAAAUUUAUUCUGUUUUUCUUCAGUGUCCUGGGUCAUUUAAUAAAGUGAAUGAAAAAUUUUCUCAUUUCUAAUUUUAUUAACAAUAAAUUAUUCCUAUUGCCAGGGUUCACCUGAAAUCCCCAAAUCAACUAGUUAAAAUAGAGGCACAUCUGAGAACCUCUAGAUUAAUAGAAGAAAGAUAAAGAGUACAGAGCAUAAGUAUCUUACUCUUUUGUAAAAACUGAGGCGUAUAUACAGCUUGCUCUUUCAUCUGGAUUAUGCUAUACGGUUUGUCCUCAACAAGAAAAGUAUACUGUGGGCCAGGCCUGGCAGCUCAUUCCUGUAAUCCCAGCACUUUGGGAGGCCUAGGCGGGAGGAUUGCAUAACACCAGGAGUUCGAGACAAGCCUGGGCAACAUAGUGUGACCUCUUCUCCACCAUCACCACCACCAACAACAACAAAAAAAAUUAAAAAUUAAAACUUAGCCCAGAGUGGUGUUGCACGCCUGUAGUUUCAGCUACUUGGGAGGCUGAGAUGGGAGGAUUGCUUGAGCCCAGGAGUGCUGAGGCUUCAGUGAGCUAUGAUUAGCCACUGCACUGCACCCCCAGCCUGGGCGACAGGGCCGAGACCCUGCCUCAAAAAAAAAAAAAAAUGCCUCAAUGGUGUAAAUUAUUUUACAUAAAAUGUCUCUGUAUAGUCCUAUAUAGACCGAGGAGGAAAACCAAUGAGAUAUAAAGUUUUCAUAAUGUUAAAUAAUGUACAAUUUCAAAUAAUCCUGUAUAUUACUAUACAGUAGAAAGAAUAUGGUUACAAAAAACAUUUCCAUGAGGGCUGUGAUUGAGUUCCGUGUUCCCGUAAAAACACUUAGAGAAGCCUAACUGAAGAUUUCUAGAACCGACUGACAACUGAUUUCAGUUGUAAACACACAGUAAGCCAGCCUAGUUAGGCAGACAUUCAUUGCACGCCAAGGAGACACCAACGGGACUGUGUGCUCUAGCGUUAUGAAUCCCACGAAAAUAAAUCUUGUGCUCCGUGUAACAAGACUUUAACUUGCAGUAAUAUCCUCUCAUCAUUUAAUAUUUAUUGAGCGCCUACCAUACACCAGGCUCAGAUACUGCACUGAACACCGACCCUGUCCCAUGAAGCCUUACACUGAUGGGAGACACCUUUGCAUGUUCCACAGCCCAAUUAUCAAAAAAAAAAAAAAAAAAGAUAAUCACGUAACCGAAACCUGGAAAUCUGCCUUGGGCACACAAAAGAGCAGGCGCGACCUCGGACCAGCUCCGAGGCAAAAUUCACUCAGCGCGGGACAGCGACAGAGAAUCCGGCCGCACCUGUGCCUGCAGUCUCAUUGCUCGGAACGGCGCGCCACUGUGACGUGUCAGGCUCCGCCCCUGACUCUCUUCAUAGUGCCCCCGCCUGCUUGCGCGAAGUGCGCAGGCUCCUGGGCAGGGCUCGGGUUCUGCCCGGGGAAGCAGCCCAGUUGGUAGCGUCGCUCCCUGAGCGCUUCUAAGGGGGCCGCCCGGCCUUGUCUUUCGGCAGUGGCCGAGCCACCGCUGCCUGCCGCGCGUUCCAGAGCUGGGCGCUGCAGCUGCACUGCCGAUCGCCGUGUUUGGUCGAUAGAAUCCCCAGUGUGCCCAGAGAGUGCGACCCCUCGCCCGGCCCGGCGAGCCCCGGGCGUGAACCGAGCUGAGGGAGGAUGGCAGCCUCUGGGGUGGAGAAGAGCAGCAAGAAGAAGACCGAGAAGAAACUUGCUGCUCGGGAAGAAGCUAAAUUGUUGGCGGGUUUCAUGGGCGUCAUGAAUAACAUGCGGAAACAGAAAACGCUGUGUGACGUGAUCCUCAUGGUCCAGGAAAGAAAGAUACCUGCUCAUCGUGUUGUUCUUGCUGCAGCCAGUCAUUUUUUUAACUUAAUGUUCACAACUAACAUGCUUGAAUCAAAGUCCUUUGAAGUAGAACUCAAAGAUGCUGAACCUGAUAUUAUUGAACAACUGGUGGAAUUUGCUUAUACUGCUAGAAUUUCCGUGAAUAGCAACAAUGUUCAGUCUUUGUUGGAUGCAGCAAACCAAUAUCAGAUUGAACCUGUGAAGAAAAUGUGUGUUGAUUUUUUGAAAGAACAAGUUGAUGCUUCAAAUUGUCUUGGUAUAAGUGUGCUAGCGGAGUGUCUAGAUUGUCCUGAAUUGAAAGCAACUGCAGAUGACUUUAUUCAUCAGCAUUUUACUGAAGUUUACAAAACUGAUGAAUUUCUUCAACUUGAUGUCAAGCGAGUAACACAUCUUCUCAACCAGGACACUCUGACUGUGCGAGCAGAGGAUCAGGUUUAUGAUGCUGCAGUCAGGUGGUUGAAAUACGAUGAACCUAAUCGCCAGCCAUUUAUGGUUGAUAUCCUUGCUAAAGUCAGGUUUCCUCUUAUAUCAAAGAAUUUCUUAAGUAAAACGGUACAAGCUGAACCACUUAUUCAAGACAAUCCUGAAUGCCUUAAGAUGGUGAUAAGUGGAAUGAGGUACCAUCUACUGUCUCCAGAGGACCGAGAAGAACUUGUAGAUGGCACAAGACCUAGAAGAAAGAAACAUGACUACCGCAUAGCCCUAUUUGGAGGCUCUCAACCACAGUCUUGUAGAUAUUUUAACCCAAAGGAUUAUAGCUGGACAGACAUCCGCUGCCCCUUUGAAAAACGAAGAGAUGCAGCAUGCGUGUUUUGGGACAAUGUAGUGUACAUUUUGGGAGGCUCUCAGCUUUUCCCAAUAAAGCGAAUGGACUGCUAUAAUGUAGUGAAGGAUAGCUGGUAUUCGAAACUGGGUCCUCCGACACCUCGAGACAGCCUUGCUGCAUGUGCUGCAGAAGGCAAAAUUUAUACAUCUGGAGGUUCAGAAGUAGGAAACUCAGCUCUGUAUUUAUUUGAGUGCUAUGAUACGAGAACUGAAAGCUGGCACACAAAGCCCAGCAUGCUGACCCAGCGCUGCAGCCAUGGGAUGGUGGAAGCCAAUGGCCUAAUCUAUGUUUGUGGUGGAAGUUUAGGAAACAAUGUUUCUGGGAGAGUGCUUAAUUCCUGUGAAGUUUAUGAUCCUGCCACAGAAACAUGGACUGAGCUGUGUCCAAUGAUUGAAGCCAGGAAGAAUCAUGGGCUGGUAUUUGUAAAAGACAAGAUAUUUGCUGUGGGUGGUCAGAAUGGUUUAGGUGGUCUGGACAAUGUGGAAUAUUACGAUAUUAAGUUGAACGAAUGGAAGAUGGUCUCACCAAUGCCGUGGAAGGGUGUAACAGUGAAAUGUGCAGCAGUUGGCUCUAUAGUUUAUGUCUUGGCUGGUUUUCAGGGUGUUGGUCGAUUAGGACACAUUCUCGAAUAUAAUACCGAAACAGACAAAUGGGUUGCCAACUCCAAAGUUCGUGCUUUUCCAGUCACAAGUUGUUUAAUUUGUGUUGUCGAUACUUGUGGAGCAAAUGAAGAGACCCUUGAAACAUGAAAAAUGAGUGGACUUCAGACUCAUCAGAGACUCUAAAAUAUAGCCACCAGUGCUUUGUUCCAGGAGUUUGGUGACAAAGUUUUGGUUUGGUGUUUUGGUAAAGAAAGUUUCAAGUGAAAUGAGGUUCCUAUAAAAUAGAUGUUUCUUUUAUAUGGAUUUCCUUAAUUCAAAGAUCAUAUUUUAGCUGGCCACAAAACCAAGAACAUAUCUAGCAAGAAAACUUGAAAAAGUAUAAGCAUUUGUUAAAAAUAUGAAUUUCUUGAAUGAAUUUCACAUUUGUAACUAUGAUUUUGGCAGAAUGGAAGAUUGGCUUAUCAGUGAAGCGCAGUAUCUUAGCUCUAGAUUCUAUUUUCAUGCAUCACAGAAGUGCUAUGCAGUUAGGUCUGUUUGUGCUCAGUCAAGAACUAAGAAAUAGUAUGAAUUGUAAGUCAAGAUGGGCAACUCAGAUGGAGCAGCUUAGUCUCACGUAGUUUGCUUGUCUAUUUAUUUUAUUUAGUGCCAAAUGUAUUCCAUUUUAAAAGUAAGCCAGAGUGAGUCAAGGCAUAUACACUUUCUCACGAAACUUCCUAAACAGAUUUGGGGGUUUAAUAUGUCCAACUCCUCAUGAAAUAUAUUCAAUCCACUUAAAUAUAUUCCAUCUUUUUAACAUAAAAUGUAAAGCUUAGCACCCAUCAUUAAUUUAUGUCUCUGUUUUAUCCAGUGGUUAAAAAAGGAUUCUGCCUCUUUAGUCCUCACUGUUAAAUAAAAUCCAAUCAUAGUAAGUGAUUAACUAGCAAAAGGUAAAGCUAUUUAUAGCAAAUUUCUAGAUCAUUAGAAAAGCACUGGUAGUUGUACAAUAUCAGUGUUGACUUUGAACUUCUUUAACGAGAUCAUGAAUUCUUUUCCCUUAGCCAAAACAUGAAAUAUUUAACCUAGUUGUCUCUAAAAGUUUUGUAAUCAUGAGUUAGAUAUAUGUCAUCUCCUAUUCAUUGCUUUUAUGUGAUCAAUAAAUCUUUUACAAACCCAACUACUCAUUUCCUUCCUAGUAAUACUUUGCCUUUUUCACUGUGUAUGGAAUGAAACAUGUAAAGCUGUCACAAUCAAUGUUUUUAUCUGAUAAUAUUAAAUAUUUUUUAACUUAAAA